Babjeviella inositovora NRRL Y-12698 is the source of this 330-nucleotide messenger RNA. RefSeq lists its product as uncharacterized. Bases 80 to 256 code for a protein of 58 amino acids. The record is from RefSeq and is a predicted model, not a curated record. The transcript has a single exon. Lineage: Eukaryota; Fungi; Ascomycota; Pichiomycetes; Serinales.
CGGGAUAAUAAGGAAUCUUGCUUUAGUCUAUAUAGCACCUUUUAGCAGAUUGCUGGGGUACUUUUUAGAAACUACUAAGAUGUGCGACAGACAUAUUUUGCGUACGACCCAUGAGCGCGGACCACGCUUACCAAUCUCUAGUCUCGUAUAUUCCCGUCCUGAGAUUGACCCUAUCCUCGCUGGACUGAAGCUGAACUAUGAAAAAAACUUGACAUCUCAGCUAAAAGGACACAUCGCCGAGCUACCGCAUAGCUAAUUCCAUACGAUGAUUCUAAGGUGGUUUUCAAUCAGUGAUUGUUUUGGAUCAUCCCUUCGGCCUACAAGUAGGAC